AUGAGCGAAGGAACUGUUAAAGGAAAUAAUUAUGCAGAAUUUAAUGCAUAUCACACACUAACUGCGGAAGAAGCCGCCGAAUUCAUAGGUACAAACCUGACUCAGGGUCUCACUCAAGAUGAGUUCGAUCACAGACUAAAAACAGAAGGUGAGAACACGUUGGGUGAUGACACCAAAAUUGACUACAAGGCUAUGAUUCUCCACCAGGUUUGCAAUGCAAUGAUUAUGGUUCUGUUAAUAUCCAUGAUCAUCUCGUUUGCCAUGCACGACUGGAUUACUGGUGGUGUCAUUUCUUUUGUUGUCGGAGUUAAUGUCGGUAUUGGUCUUGUUCAGGAAUAUAAAGCUACCAAGACAAUGAACUCUCUGAAAAACUUAAGCUCACCUAGUGCACAUGUUAUCAGAAACGGAAAGAGUGAAACUAUUAAUUCAAAAGAUGUCGUUCCAGGUGAUAUUUGUUUAGUUAAGGUUGGUGACACUAUUCCUGCUGAUUUACGCUUGAUUGAAACCAAGAAUUUUGAUACUGAUGAAUCAUUACUAACUGGUGAAUCUUUACCUGUCUCUAAAGACGCUAGCUUAGUUUUCGGGAAAGAAGAAGAAACUUCUGUAGGUGAUCGUUUGAAUUUAGCAUUUUCUUCAUCCACUGUUGUCAAAGGAAGAGCUAAGGGAAUUGUCAUCAAGACAGCCUUGAACAGUGAAAUUGGUAAAAUCGCAAAAUCCCUACAAGGAGAUGCAGGUCUUAUUUCUCACGAUCCCAGUAAGUCAUGGUUACAGAAUACAUGGAUAUCUACGAAAAAAAUCACUGGUGCAUUCUUAGGUACGAAUGUAGGUACACCUUUGCACAGGAAACUAUCUAAACUGGCAGUAUUGCUUUUCUGGAUUGCUGUGCUAUUUGCAAUUAUUGUUAUGGCAUCACAAAAGUUUGGUGUUGAUAAGGGUGUAGCUAUUUACGCCAUUUGCGUGGCCCUAUCUAUGAUUCCUUCUUCCUUAGUCGUUGUCUUAACCAUCACUAUGUCCGUCGGGGCAACCGUUAUGGUUUCUAGAAACGUCAUUGUAAGAAAGUUAGAUUCCUUGGAGGCUUUAGGUGCAGUGAAUGAUAUUUGUUCUGAUAAGACCGGUACUCUUACACAGGGGAAAAUGUUGGCGAGGCAAAUUUGGAUUCCUCACUUUGGGACUAUAACCAUCUCUAAUUCUAGUGAUCCAUUUGAUCCAAAUGAGGGCGAUGUGAACUUGAUUCCAAGGCUAUCACCUUACGAGUACUCUCAUAACGAAGAUGGCGACGUCGGAAUUCUUCAAAACUUCAAGGAUCGCUUAUAUGAAAAAGACUUACCAGGAGACGUUGAUAUGGAAUUAUUUCAGAAGUGGCUUGAAACUGCUACCUUGGCUAAUAUUGCUACAGUAUUUAGGGAUGAUACAACAGAUACUUGGAAGGCGCAUGGUGACCCAACAGAAAUCGCUAUUCAAGUAUUUGCUACCAAGAUGGAUUUGCCUCGCAAUGCCCUUACAGGCGAGAAAUUAACUAAUCAAAAUAAUGAGGAUGAUCAAUCUUCGCUUUUACAACAUAAUGAGAAACCUGGUAGUGCUCAAUUCGAACAUAUUGCGGAAUUUCCAUUUGAUUCAACUGUGAAGAGAAUGUCAUCUAUUUACUCCAACAAUCACAAUGAAACGUACAAUAUUUAUGGUAAGGGUGCAUUUGAAAGUAUUAUCAGUUGUUGCAGCUGUUGGUAUGGUAAAGACGGUGCGAAAAUAACACCAUUGACCGGUAAUGAUAUUGAAACGAUUAGGAAAAAUGUUUACAGUCUAUCAAACGAAGGUUUAAGAGUUUUGGGUUUUGCCUCCAAAACUUUCGAAAAAGACAAAUUAAGUGAUGAACAACUAACAAAUAUCACUUCGAACAGAUCUGCUGCAGAAAGUGAUUUAGUAUUUCUUGGGUUGAUUGGUAUCUAUGAUCCGCCAAGAAAUGAGACUGCUGGUGCGGUCAAGAAGUUUCACCAAGCUGGUAUUAAUGUUCAUAUGUUAACAGGAGACUUUGUAGGUACGGCAAAAGCUAUUGCUCAAGAAGUUGGCAUAUUACCGACCAACUUGUACCAUUACUCUCAGGAGAUUGUAGAUAGUAUGGUCAUGACAGGAUCUCAGUUUGAUGGAUUAAGUGAAGAUGAAGUAGACGAUUUGCCCGUCUUACCCUUAGUUAUUGCUCGUUGUUCUCCACAAACGAAGGUUAGGAUGAUUGAGGCUUUACACCGCAGAAAAAAGUUUUGUGCAAUGACAGGUGACGGUGUUAACGAUUCGCCAUCCUUAAAGAUGGCGAACGUUGGUAUUGCAAUGGGUAUUAACGGGUCAGACGUUUCCAAAGAAGCGUCCGAUAUUGUUUUAAGUGAUGACAAUUUUGCUUCCAUUUUAAAUGCUGUCGAAGAAGGUCGCAGAAUGACAGAUAACAUCCAGAAGUUUGUUCUACAAUUGCUGGCUGAAAAUGUUGCUCAAGCAUUGUAUUUGAUUAUUGGGUUAGUAUUUAGGGAUGAAAAUGGUAAAUCAGUGUUUCCCUUGUCUCCGGUGGAAGUCUUAUGGAUUAUUGUCGUCACCUCUUGUUUUCCUGCCAUGGGACUAGGUUUAGAAAAGGCAGCUCCAGAUUUAAUGGACAGGCCGCCAAAUGAUUCAGAAGUGGGUAUAUUUACCUGGGAAGUUAUCAUCGAUACAUUUGCAUAUGGGUUUUUGAUGGCAGGCUCUUGUAUGGCUGCAUUCACUGGAUCCCUCUAUGGAAUAAAUAAUGGUGGAUUGGGAGUUAAUUGUGAUAGAUCUUAUAGUAAUAGCUGUCAUGAUGUUUAUAGAUCACGCUCUGCAGCUUUCGCAACUAUGACAUGGUGUGCCUUGAUUUUGGCUUGGGAAGUGGUCGACAUGAGAAGAUCUUUUUUUAGAAUGCAUCCAGACACUGACAGUCCAGUUAAAGAGUUUUUCAAGAGCAUUUGGGGAAACCAAUUUCUCUUCUGGUCAAUUAUUUUUGGAUUUGUCUCAGCUUUCCCCGUUGUCUAUAUUCCGGUUAUUAAUGAUAAAGUGUUUUUGCAUAAACCAAUUGGCGCUGAAUGGGGUCUUGCCAUUGCCUUCACGAUUGCAUUCUGGAUAGGCGCUGAACUUUACAAGUGCGGAAAAAGGCGCUAUUUCAAGACUCAAAGAGCUCACAACCCUGAAAACGAUUUGGAGAGUAACAGUAAGCGCGAUCCAUUCGAAGCGUACAGUACAUCAACCACGAUCCAUACAGAAGUAAAUAUUGGUAUCAAACAAUGA
Saccharomyces mikatae IFO 1815 is the source of this 3276-nucleotide messenger RNA. RefSeq lists its product as uncharacterized. Gene Ontology annotation, cellular component: plasma membrane. The transcript has a single exon. Gene Ontology annotation, molecular function: ATP binding; P-type calcium transporter activity; ATP hydrolysis activity. Gene Ontology annotation, biological process: calcium ion transmembrane transport; intracellular calcium ion homeostasis. Lineage: Eukaryota; Fungi; Ascomycota; Saccharomycetes; Saccharomycetales; Saccharomycetaceae. The record is from RefSeq and is a predicted model, not a curated record. The coding region runs from base 1 to 3276 and encodes 1091 amino acids.